This is a messenger RNA of Oncorhynchus tshawytscha (Chinook salmon), 3789 nucleotides long. RefSeq names its product serine/threonine-protein kinase 38. Gene Ontology annotation, biological process: peptidyl-serine phosphorylation; intracellular signal transduction. The record is from RefSeq and is a predicted model, not a curated record. Lineage: Eukaryota; Metazoa; Chordata; Actinopteri; Salmoniformes; Salmonidae. The transcript has 13 exons. Gene Ontology annotation, molecular function: ATP binding; protein serine/threonine kinase activity. Bases 178 to 1593 code for a protein of 471 amino acids.
GAGACUAAUAGAGAGAGUGACCGGAAGAAGAAGCGGUGUGGCAAAUAUCAAAUCGUUGCGCUUUGCCUUGUUGGCCACCAAGCGUCAUGAUGAGUUUAAAGCGAAAGGGAAACACAAGGUUGAGCCACACACAGCGGAGCAGAUAGAGAGAGGAGAGACGUCCCUGCGAAGGUAACCAUGGCAAUGAUGGGCCAGAGUUCCUGCUCCUCGAUGAGUAACCACACCAAGGAGCGCGUGACCAUGGCCAAAGUAACCCUGGAGAACUUCUACAGCAACCUUAUCGCCCAACAUGAGGAGAGAGAGAUGAGGCAGCAAAAGUUGGAAAAGGUGAUGGACCAAGAGGGCUUGGUUGAUGAAGAGAAGUGUAUCCGGCGUUCUCAGCACGCCAGGAAAGAGACCGACUUCCUGCGUCUCAAACGAACCCGUCUGGGCCUGGAGGACUUUGAGUCCCUCAAGGUGAUUGGCCGAGGAGCUUUUGGAGAGGUGCGUCUGGUGCAGAAAAAGGACACGGGCCAUGUGUACGCUAUGAAGAUCCUCCGUAAGGCUGACAUGCUGGAGAAGGAACAGGUGGGUCACAUCCGUGCCGAGCGAGACAUUCUGGUGGAGGCAGACAGCCUGUGGGUGGUCAAGAUGUUCUACAGCUUCCAGGACAAGAUGAACCUCUACCUCAUCAUGGAGUUCCUGCCUGGUGGUGACAUGAUGACCCUGCUCAUGAAGAAGGAUACUCUGACUGAGGAGUCCACUCAGUUCUACAUCGCUGAGACAGUGAUAGCCAUCGACUCCAUCCACCAACUAGGCUUCAUCCACAGAGACAUCAAACCUGACAACCUGCUACUAGACUCCAGGGGCCAUGUGAAGCUGUCUGACUUUGGUUUAUGCACGGGUCUGAAGAGGGCCCAUCGUACGGAGUUCUACAAGAACCUCAACCACAGCCUCCCCAGUGACUUCAGUAAGCAAACAUUCAAUAACAUGAACUCAAAGAGGAAAGCAGAGACAUGGAAGAGGAACAGGAGACAGCUGGCCUUCUCUACUGUGGGCACCCCUGACUACAUCGCCCCAGAAGUCUUCAUGCAGAACGGAUACAACAAGCUCUGUGAUUGGUGGAGCCUGGGAGUCAUCAUGUAUGAGAUGCUGAUAGGCUAUCCCCCGUUCUGCUCGGAGACCCCCCAGGAGACCUACAGGAAGGUGAUGAACUGGCGGGAAACGCUGACCUUUCCCCCGGAAGUGCCCAUCUCCGAGAAGGCCAAGGACCUCAUCCUCAGGUUUUGCUGUGAAGAGGAGCACAGGAUUGGAGCGACGGGGGUGGAGGACAUCAAGGGCAACGCCUUCUUCGAAGGGGUGGACUACGACCACAUCAGAGAGAGGCCCGCUGCCAUUCCCAUCCAGAUCAAAAGCAUCGACGACACGUCCAACUUUGACGAGUUCCCAGACUCCGAUAUCCUCCAGCCAACGGCUGCCCCUGUGGUGUCUAACCAUUCUGAGGCAGACCUGAAGAACAAGGACUGGGUCUUCAUCAACUACACCUACAAGCGCUUCGAGGGCCUCACAGCCCGAGGGACCAUCCCCUCCUACAUGAAGACAGGGAAGAGAUGAAUAAUUUCUUUGUUCACUCACUCACUCUACCUGCCCCUCAGACUGGCAUUCAAAAGGAAUACACCAUGGAGCCCACUGACCACUCCUCUAGCUCCAAAAGACACUAAAUUAACCUUGUUUUGGGCCCUUCCUGCUGAAGGACGUUCCUCCUUCCCUUGCAUGGGACUUGAAGGGCUCUGUGUAGAGAAGUGUGGCCUACUCCAACUCUAGUCUGUGUCGAUCAAAAAAAAAAAAGCCAGUAUAGUGCUGGAAGAUAAGGACGGUGUUCCCAUUAUACUGUCUGCAAGCUCAAUUCUUCAUGGAAUAAUUGUUUUUCUAUAUGGAAACUCACAUGCUGUUCCACCCCAGUAUUUAAUUUCCCAUAGCUUUUUUUCAAGUGGGAUCCACCAAAGAGCAGUCUUGGAGAUGUUAUUUCCUUAGUUUGGGGAACAUCUCUCAGAUCUCCACUAGCAUCGGUCCAACUCGGCCAAGACUGAUUCUCUAUGCUUCAUUAUUCCACAGGAACGAACCAAGAUACCAGCAUAACAGGUCACCCUUGGGGCCAGAGCCUGUUGUCACACCAGCGGACCACACUCAACCGGCUAUACCCGCAUUCCGUCACUUCUCCCGUCAUAAACGGGCUUUGAGGUCUUAGCGGAGCGGCCAAUUAUCAAGGGCCUGGGAUCCAAUAUGCCUCGCUUUUCUGUCAAAGGGCAAGCUUUUCUCUCUUCAGUCCUUUUUCAACAAGAGAAAAAUGCUCCACACACAAUCAAAUUCUCCAUCCUUUAGAAAUUAGGUCCCCCUAUUAAAACUAUUAGAAAUGGAGUGUCAUUUGAUGGGAACUAAUGAGUUUUUGGUAAGCUCUCUGAAGCAUCUUGGGUGCUAGGCCUUCCGACAGGUUGCCUGUUGCAACAAGGCAACUCUUAACCAAAGAGAUUAUUAUUUUAGGGUUUCAAUGUAAUUGCUUUGUCCCCAUGUAAUUGUCACUUCAAUACCAUCAAUGGUAGAGCUGUUUUUAUACAUGGAUUUAUGCAAGUGUUUAUAGCAAUAUAAUCACCUCUCUGGAAUAUGAUUCCAUUUGAAAUGGAACUACACCUCCCAGAAGCCCACUUGUUUAGAUUCAUUCUUGAUUUGACAAUCAUCCACUUUUGAAGGGUAGCAUUCAUGUUGUCCUGAGUUUUUAUUAUUUGCCAAUAACUUUUUCUGGAUAUGCAUAUCCUUUAGCUGGAGCGCAAAGUCAAAUGCAAAAAUGUGCAUGUACUGACCAUUUCUUUUGGUUUACUUUUCAAUUGACCUUUUUGUGGUAGGGGAGCUAGAAGUAAGGCCAAGACAUCAAUCUUCUGUUUGUUCUCUCUUUCCUUGUCAUUAAAAAAACAACUUCCUGACCAUUGGUCUGUAGGGGCUUGGUAGGUGAAGUGGCAGGCAGGGCAAGUUGGUUCAGUGGAGCUGGAAGGAACGGGGAAUAGAAAAGGAGCACCUUUUUAGAUUGAGGGACUCUGUCUCUGUGUACUCUGACCCCCAGGUUCGGAUCAUUCACGUCACCUUUCACUUGUCUUGUCUAUAGUUUCCUCUUGCUGUCGCUUGUUUUUUUUUCUUAGCAACUGAGCUUUGAGUAACAAUUUUAAACAUUUCAUUUGUCUCAAGUUUUGUCAAGGAUAUGUCACCUGGAAGUUCCUUACUUUUCAAGAGGUGUGAGGGAGAAACUCUGACCUUAAUUCUACCCAGGGCUAUAUGUGACUGUCCUUAAAACAAAAUCCCAAAUGCUGUGUCAUUUGAAUCGAAUGUAAUCCCCAAGGUGUAGUGGCAGAUUAAUUUCAUGCCAUGUUAAUUCCAAAAUGCUGAAUGGAAUGUAGCCACAGCCACCAUUAGUGGUAGGUUUCUGUCACUCAGGGAAGAUGUCAUCUGGUCUUUUCUUAAAUCCCUGUAUGGUGUUCUGGGUAGUUUAGAGUACUUGCUGAAAUUUAAUAGCCAGAUUAUUUAUUUUUUACAACUGAGCGACAGCUGAUUCGAGACUGGUCUCUAAUCAUUUUACUGAUGCUUGAUGUCCAAAUGAUUCUGUAAUGCUGGGUUUAAAAACUAUUUGGGCGGAUGAGGUAGGAAUGUGCAUAUGACUUUUUAAAUGAUUGUAUUGUUUAAUUUAUGCUGCUUGGUGUGUGUGAUUUGCUUGUCUUCAGAGGAAUGGUUGAUAUGCUCAGUAAAAAUGAGAUGUUUGAUUAA